AUGUCGGCCAAAUCGGAUUCUAUGCCGUGUGUGUGUACGGAGGAGAGUACAACUGAAGAAUCCUUGGUCAGCUUGCACUGCGAGUGUCCUCGGGAUGAGCACGACAUCGUCAUCCACGAGGAAACAUGUCUCUUGUUCAGGAGCGAGAAGAUCACUUUCUAUCGUGAGCCGACCUGUGAAUGUGACCCGGCGACGGCUGGGGCAGGAGACUGUCCAUGCUGCGGGUGUCCCAUCGACCAGUGCCGCUGCAAUAUGGUCAGCCGAGAAGCUUAUGACGAAUGGCGCAGCAAUCGCGGAAUAGAUGCGAUGCCAGCGGUGCUGGAGGCAACGCAUCCUCUGAUGCAGAAGUUCCAGGAGACCCUCAAACAGUUCCUCAUCAAGGAGAACGCACUCGCUGAAGAACAGAUUCUCAACCUUCGUGAAGAAUUAAAGCAGCAAAAGCAGGAAUAUGAUAAGGACUUGGAAGCCAUCUACAAGAGUGACCAUGACACCAACUCGCAAAGGAUACUUAUAGAAGAAUACGAAGCUUCGCUAGCACAGCGCACGCUAGAACGCGAAGCAGCUGAGAAGCGAGCCCGCGAGGCACAGGAGGCUCAUAAGAAAGUAAAGGCAAAGCUGGAUGAAGAUAUAAUUAGAGAACGUGAAACCACAGAAGAGAUGGAAGCACUGAAUGCGUUGUGCCAGCAGUUGGAGUCGUGGCGGAACGAGACGGACUCCGACCUGACUGUCAGCCAGCGCAUGUCUGACAAGAUGAGGGCUGAGAAGCGAGCUAUCGCUGCUGAGAAAAGGCGGCUGGAUAUGUUUCUGUUCGGGUUGAGCAAUGAGGUCUGGAAGCUGGAGUCCAAGCUGGAGAUGUUCAAGAAACAGCUAGAGAUCAAGAACUCGGAGAUGGAGAAAGUUAACGAUAGAGUUACAGCAUAUGCAGCUGAACUGGAAGACUUGGAACUGGACAAGCGUCGCCUGGUCUCCCUGUGGAACUCCGUCAUUGUGAACAUCACGCAACGUGACAAGGUCUACGACUCCGUCCGAGAUGAUUACCAAACUUUGCAAGACAACUACCGCACGCUAAUAAACUCUUUGGACAUAACCAAGAAGGUUGUGAUGGAGGAGAUGAACAAGGGCAAGGAGAUAGCCCUCAACAAGGACAAGCUCAUCUACGACAUCGAACACGCUACUAAAAUUCAUGAUACGGAGUACGCUAAGCGGCAGAACCUAGAAACGCUUAUCCAAGAAUUGACUGAGUCUAUAGAAAUGACAGAACGGGAUCAAGAGAUGAUUAAAUCUGAGAACCAAACAAUGCGGAAUAUAUUAAAAAGCACGGAGAAGGAACUGGAUAGAAGGUUGGAGUAUAAGCUAAAGAUGGAGAAUGAGAUCCUGUUGAACCUGCAGGAGUGCCUACUCAAUGACAAGGCUGUGGAGUCCAUGGCCAAUGGGAUUAGGAAGAUGAGGGAGGUGGCAAGGAAACAGGAAAUAUCCCUAAUGUCAAUGGAGAACCAGCACGCUCGCAUACUCUUAGAAAUCGAGAUAAUGCGAAACCGUCAAGCGAAGAACGCAGCGGUGCUGGAAGAGACCGAAGCUCUGAUGAAACAGAAGGAGCAAGAGAUUGAUCUGCUGCAGGCUGAGUAUGAUAACAAGCUGUCGGUCCUGACGAGGAAGCAGAGGGAGCAGGAUAUCGUCACCAAGAAAUUUAUCGCAUUGAAGGAGAUAUUUGAUAUGAAGUCUCCCCAAGAGCGUCGUAUCGAGGGUCUGGAGAAACAGAUCAAGUGUCUGCGGGAGCGUACGGAGGUGAUGCAGCACGAGUGGCUGCGGCAGCAGGGCCACGUCGUCAAACUGGCAGACCAGCACCAUGUCAUGGUCACAGACAUCAACCUUAUUAAUAAACAGAUCCAAAUCUGUGAGCAAAAAAUAAUGCGUAUCCAAGCGGAGUCCGACACGGUGGUAGCAGACCGGAACCGCGUGGAGCGCUCGCUGCGGACCUUGCGCGGGAGACUUGAGGUACUGGAGCGGACGCGCAAGGACGCCACCGAGAGGAACGAACACGCUCAGAGAAGCAACGUCGCCAUAUCACACGAAUAUGCUGCUAAUCUCAAGGAUGCCGAAACAGAAAUAAUCCAACUUGAAGAUGAAAUAGAGCAGUUGGACAAAGAGAAGAUGAAUCUCACACAAGAAUUAGAUCGAGUUCAGAGGGAGGCACUCAUUUGGCAGAGGAAGGGAAUAUUAGCAGUAGAACUGAAGAAAAGCAUGACGGCUGCAAAGUCGCUGAGUGGUGAAAUAGGACAGAUGAGGGCUGAAAUACACAGGAUGGAGGUCCGUCGAGAACAACUCCGUCGCACCAGUGAGAAGCUGGCUGAUGACUUGGCGCUCUUCGUGACACGUCGAGACACCGCCAUGGAGAAAACGAGGGCUGCUGCAGCCGUCGAGAAGUCACAUGGAGGUUCCAACACUUCGCAGUCUACUUACCAUCACAAAUUGAGACUUGCUAAAGCUGAUGUGAACCGAGUUACUAAGGAAAUAGCAGACGCGAAGGCUCAAAUGGAGCAAUUGAUGAAGGACCAGGAGCGUCUCGACCGCGAGCUAGCCGAGGCCAACGCCAAGAACUCGCAGAUGGAGGAACGCGUCGCGGAGAUCAUCAAGGAGACCAUGGCCACUGAGCGGACCAAACAUUGGCUCCUUGAACGCGUAGUCCGAGCGCAACGCUUCGGGACUGAGCUUGCUACUGCUAUAAAGCGGCAGUCAGUCCGCUGUAAGAAGCCGAAAGACCAUGUUUUAGCAGACCACGCCCAAGCGAGGAAGUUGAAUGAACGUCUGCGAUACAUUGUGGGAGUGCUGGAGAACGAGUAUCCACACCUUGAGGAUAAGCUUGAAUGUAUAUUCAACACAUUGAACAUAUUCUCUCCAGGAGGGAGUCCCGGCCUAGCUGCCUCCGAUACCUGUAGCUUCAUGGACAGAGGUUUCGUCAUGACUGAUCAAGACAUUCUUGAUGCCGCCAAGGCAGAAAUAGGAAUCCUUCCUGAGGAGCAGGGCAACCAACUUGAAGAACUGCAAGAGCAGACUUGA
Molecule: messenger RNA, 3057 nt
Organism: Spodoptera littoralis (African cotton leafworm)
Lineage: Eukaryota; Metazoa; Arthropoda; Insecta; Lepidoptera; Noctuidae
Source: the annotation of a GenBank genome assembly